Messenger RNA from Cryptotermes secundus, 8855 nucleotides. It is a transcript of the gene Fs, whose product is annotated as follistatin. Gene Ontology annotation, biological process: anatomical structure development. Gene Ontology annotation, molecular function: calcium ion binding; protein binding; collagen binding. Lineage: Eukaryota; Metazoa; Arthropoda; Insecta; Blattodea; Kalotermitidae. The transcript is spliced from 7 exons. Bases 188 to 1222 code for a protein of 344 amino acids. The record is from RefSeq and is a predicted model, not a curated record.
GGCAGCAGUGGUGUGUGUCGGCGCGACCGAUGUGCACAGGCUAGAAGAGUUCUCAUGUGUGUGUGUGUGGUGCUGGCGCAUCUUGAAGGCGGUCGUCAUGUGACUGACUUGUGCGCACAUGUUCUGCCGCUAGCCACGUGGCCGCCAUUCACUCCCCGACACACGCCGGGAUCAGACCGUCGGCGCAAUGAAUGCUGCUGCAUCUUCCAUCCUGGUGCUGAUACUUCUGCUGCAGCCGACUCAAGGUGGGAACUGUUGGUCCGCCAUGGUACGCAGCGGCCGCUGCACCGAGUUGCUGAAUGAGAAGGUUAGCAAGGAGGAAUGCUGUGCGUCUGACCACGUCGCGACGGCCUGGAGUUCUGAAGACUUGGACGCUGGCACUUUGUUCUUUUGGAGAGUGUUAGGCGGAGGCGUGCCUUGCUACGCCUGCAAAGAGUCAUGCAGUGGAGUCGAGUGUGGAGAAGGUAAGAAAUGCGUGGUACGUCGAGGACGACCCAAAUGCGUUUGCUCCCCGGACUGCCGCAAAAGCCGUCACAAGGGUCCCGUGUGCGGCACCGACGGACGCUCCUACAGAAGCAUAUGUCGCCUGCGUAAGCGAGCUUGUCGCAGGAAGAGCUCUACUUUAGCUGUAGCCUACUACGGACACUGCCAAAGCUCCUGCGACAGGAUUCUAUGUCCGGCCGGAAAACAUUGCUUGCUCGACCAGAACCUGAGUCCACACUGCGUCAGAUGCGCUCAGCGCUGCCCUCCGCGCCCGUCCGCCAGCAGGCAGGUGUGCGGCACAGAUGGCGUCACCUACCAGAGCUCCUGUCACCUGCAGGAGGCCGCAUGUCACAAGGGCAAGGCCAUCCCCGCCGCCUACAAGGGACGCUGCAAACAAAUGGCGUCAUGUGGCAGUGUGCGAUGCAGGGAGCGGCAGUCUUGCCUCACUGAAAUGAACACAGGUACCCCGCGCUGUGUGACGUGUAGCUAUCGUUGUCCACGGCCACGCAGCCCAUCGGGGAUGCGGCGUGACAUGGGGGGCCCCAUCUGCGGCACAAAUAAUCGCACGUACCACUCCUGGUGCCACAUGCUCAAAGACGCGUGUGCCACGGGUUUCGUCAUUGAGACGAAAUUCUCCGGCAGCUGCGACCUGGGAGGUGCAAAACCUACUGUGGCCAAUACGGUGUUGGAUGAUGAGCCCAGCAUUGACAGAAAUGAUCUUCAUCACAGAACCAUGUAAAAAUGUGAAGUUUCCAUCUCUACUACACUACACCACUCAACAGCUGCCUGACAAUGGGAAGUGAGUAUUUGCUACUGCAAGACAAAUUUUAGGCUUUCAUGUUUAUUUGUUAUAUUUGCUGCAGUAAUAAUUCAGAUGAAUUAUGUGCAUCACUCACACUAAUAUUUUCCAGCAAUUGAGAUAUUUUAAUCUAACAGAUGAAGUAGAUCUCCACAUUUUGUUCAUCAGAAAUGUAAAAAUGUAAGUUAAUGUAUAUAUGCUUAGAUUUUCCUGAACAUUCUCAUGACCUGAGAACACAUACCCAUUAGUAAAUAAAUUUCAUGUUAGAAAUUAUGCUUAAGCAAAAACAUGAUAGGAAAAUAUGAACCUCUACUGUAAUCUGCUGCAGUAAUCAUUCUGAAAUUUGAUUUUUAAUAGCUUGAAAUUUAACUUUUAAUAGCACAGUUUAUGAAUGUCCAUAUAUAAGUGAUAUACAUUGUGGUAAAAAUGUUCAAAAUCUGGAACUUCCUCAUAUAUCAUCUCUGUUCUUAUACAUCCUGUUGAAGAUAUGAGAACCAAAUAGUAUGAACAGAAAUAGUAAGUAGGUGUAAUGCUUGAAGAUAGGAUAGGCAUGGUGGAGUUUUUUAAAAUUAGUUUAGCACACUCACAAUCAUCAUCAAUAAAAAAAUAAACCUGUUCUGGCUCCAAAAUUUAUUCAUAUCAUUUCUUUGUUCGUCUCACAAUUUAUCUUCUUCCUCUAUAACAAUAUUUCCAUGACUGUGAUGGUAUAUCCGUAUGGUGUUGCUCCAUUCUUUCAGUAUGUUAGAUCCAUUGAUUUUUAUAUUACUGAAUAUUACAGAUUAAAAUUUCCCGUUCUUCCUAAUAUCUACACUUAGUCAGUUAUGGGCCAUUUAGCCCAGACCUCUGGUGUAAGGGGGCCCAAAUAUACUCUUAUUUAAUUUAAAAAAAAUGAAGUCAUUGUCAAAUUAUGUCAAAUAAAUGUAAAUAAUGUGUAAAUUGUAAAACAGUGCAAAUUGUUUAUGUUAUAUAAUUGAAAAUCUAUUUUAAUAAUUGAUAGAAAUUUUGAAUUUUUAAAGUAUUUAUUAAAUAUAUUUAUAUGGAUUUCAGAGUGGGGUGGUGCCCCACAUUUGUGAUUGCCCUGUGCUCUAUCUCACACCUCUCAUGCUAUGUGUACAAGUCUCAAGUUUUCAAGAUCAAAUCAUGGAAAACAUAUUUCAGUUGAGAUGCACAUAUUGAUUUUUCAGUCUCAGACUUAGAAAAUCUUUACACUUGCAUGCCACCUACCCAGUGCACCAAAAAUAGCAAUGGUUGGCAACACCAACAUGAAUCACCUUCAUAACAAAAUCUCUCUCUCCCUCUCUGCCCAUGGUGAAAAAGGAUGUAGCCCAAGAAUUUAUUAUUUAAAUACAAUGAUUUAUGAAUAUUCUUCAUUGAAUAAUGACUGAUAUCAAAAUGGAUAAGCAGUACUUUUUAGUAUACUGUGAAAGAGUGACUGGCUAUAUAAAUUAUGAUUUUAGUGAAAAAGCUGGCCUAGUAGAGAAAAUUCUUUUUCCUGUUUUGAUUCUCAAAUUUUUUCCAAAUUCCCAUAUUGAACUGAAAUAGUCAUUUACACACAUUCCCAUCCCAAUCCCUACUUCUCCAGUAGUGAAUAACAUAACAACAGAUGUCAAGAAUUUUUUCACGAUUGUCAGUCCCUGAUUUUGGUCUGUCUUCUUCAUUGUCCAUGUUUCAUUUCCAUAAACUGGCACUGCCAUAAAUUUGUUUAGAAUUUGUAUAUACAUUUUCUGUUGCCUUUACUGAAUUCAAUGGUACUGAAGAGUUUAAUGGGUAUUUUAAAGCUUUUCAUAGUAAUUUUUUUACCCUUCCAAAUUUCUAAGAGCUCUUCCAAAAUUAUUGUUUUAGAUAUUACAUUAAGUCUCAGUGUAAUUAUUUUUUUAAUAUAUUGUAUAUAUUGUGGUAUUCUAUCACAGAUUUUUAAUUUUGGGCAGUUAGACAAAUUAACACACAGUGCACAGAUUUAUUUAGUUUCUUCACAAGCAAUGAAAGAAGUAACUCCUCACUAAUUGGUUAACAGCAAGCUGAAUUAAACUGAUGAUGUUGAGUGUAAUUAGUAAUAGUUGUGAAUUUUUCAUAAAUACUAUGAUCAACAAUCUAAUUUCAAUGGCUAUCAUCAAUUCCAACUUUGACUUCCUUACUUAUAUGCAUAUGUCACCUCAUCAGCUUUCUCAAUUCAGUCUUUGACACUAUAACUUGGAAUUGGCUACACAAUCAGACUCAGUCUGGGCCCUGACAAUUCCAGUUCAUUACCUCAUUCCUUAAUUCUGAGAAGAACAGCAAUUAAGUCAGCAAAAGCCAACUGACAACACCCAGAGCUGAUUGACAGCAAGUAUAAUUAGUCUGUCUUUGGCAUUUUGUCAUCAAGUCAGCUUCAUAGUUGAACAAAAUAGAGGCCAUGUUGGAUUUUUUAUUUUCAGGGUGGUAACUAUGAAGAGUAUUGUCUUCUGGAUUGUAACACCACAUAGUUUGUAAAGAACCCAACAUUUCAGAGGAUGGAGGCAGAAUGUCCCUCUAAAUUAUCGGGCUGUCUCCAGAUUACAUGAUGUUGCAACCCAGAAGACCAUACUCUUCACAGUUAACACUGAGAACCUGAAAUCCGUUAUGUCUUAUGUUAUACAUAAUUAAUUUAUGCUCUGUAAUUCUCACAUUUAUGCUGAUUAUGUUUCUUAAAUAUAUAUGUUAUUAUUGCAUUUGUUCAGUUCUACUGGAUCUUGUUAAUCUUCUUGAAUUUAUUAUGCAGUUCCAAGAACCAUUUCCUCAUUUUAUCUGAAGCACAUUUUGAAAGUUCCAUAUUAAUGACAUGUAUUCUGAUUGUCUUCUUAUUUUUUCCCCUUGGAGAUUUUUUUCUAAUUCAUAAUAUUCUAUUUAAUCAAUUCUUUCAUUUGAAGUUUCUUCAUUAUUUUCAUCAUUCCAUAGACUAGUAUAAUAUUGAUGUCAUUUUUCUGUAUGCGUAACUUUAAAAUUUAUAAUAUCGUUUCUCUUUUCCAGAUAUUUAGUAAUUUAAUGUACAUUGUUCUCUUUUCCACAUAAAUCAUCAUCCAGAUCUGCAGUAUACCUACCCCAACUUUCUCUUUAACUUUCUUCACUUGUCUUAGAGCUGUUCUUCCUUUAUAUUCAGAUUCAUUUUGUUAUUUUCCUUUCUUUUGCUAAAUUGACUUUUGUGAAUAAUAUUGAUCAACAGAAAGGCUAUUUUGUCAGUGAUGUGAAGUAAACUUAUAUAAAAUGGGGAACAGGUGUGUCUUAGUAGCAUAAGCAUAUGCUAUCCAACAUGAUUCACUUUAAACCUGUCGAGGAUGGGUGAAGAACACUGCUGCUUGUUCUAGUUGGCCUUACAUUGGAUACAAAGGAGAGAAAAUAAAAGCUAACACUGACACCCCAAAUAAUAAAACUUGAAGUAGUGUACAUACUUCUUAUAGUCAAAGCUUGUGUGGUCAAAUAGUACAUAUGAAAGGGUGUACCAUGCUAAUAUAGCUGGGAAAGCAUUCAUCAGGCACUCUGUUUGCAGAAUAAGAUUUUUAUCUGAUUUAAAAAAUAGCUCUUUCCUCUACAAGACAUAUGUAACUGAAGUGUUUACAUCAUUAUUGCACAAUUUCUGUCAUAAAUAUUUUUAGGUUUUAAUAAGAUAGUAAAAUUCCAGCCCUUAUUUAGUGAUACAACCAAAAUUCAUAUUUUGUCAAUAUAUUUGUGAAAUCAAAAUUAAUCCCACUCUGAGGAGUUCAAAUGUGCCUACACAGUCAGUUUCCAUUAUCUCGUAAAAAUAUCCAUUUGGAAGACUGAAAAGGAGAUGGGAGGAUAAUAUUAAGGUGUUUUGCAGAGCUAGGAUGUGAGGACUGAAGGUAAAUAUAAUUGACUAGGACUUUGAUAUUAAAAAUUCUGAUACUACAGUAUUUGUUCAUUAGUUAAAUACCUACAAUAAAAGUACUGGACUGCAGUAGAUUUGGAUUAUAUAUGUGAAUCCACAAUGAAUGUAUUUAUCAUUAAUGAAAUUCAAUGCUUGAACUUGCCUAUAUUUGUCUGUUCAGAUCUGUUAAUAAAUAUACAUGUAACUUCCACCAUGCAAGCUGAUUUUCAUAAGAUGCCAGUAGAAUAUAUAUAUAUAAUUUACUAAUUAAUAAGAAUAUGGAAAAUUUCUUGUAAUUAUGUGAUAAAAGAAUGCAGUAACAAUUAUUUAAGCACUAUUUACAUUAUGAAAUAUUUUAGAUGACUAGUUGGACACUCAGUGAUAUAGAAUUAGUCCUCUGGUUAUGUCAUCAUAUUUUUAUCACUUCUAAUGAUAAAAAAUGCCAUGAUUUCAGUUAUAAAUUACAUUUAUACUGAAACAAAUUGUGAACUUACAUGAGAUACUUCUGUUUCUAUAUUUCUUGCAAUGCCUACUAUCUUUGUAUCUUAUUAUAGUACAAAGGCUACAUGACACCUUCAAGUAGGGGGAUCAUACAGUUCAGUUGAAAUUAACAAAGCAUUUUCCUUUUUUUUUUGGCUCAUAUUUAAAUAUCUAAUAUAUUAUAUUUAUCACUUCAGCCACUGUUAUCCUAUACAGAAUUGAGUGAAUUAUUGUAUAACGUAGCACUGUGUACUACCUGUCUCACAGUGACAAAUGUGGUACAGUUACUUUUAUACAAUGAAACUACAAAUUAUUUUGACUUUGCUCUGUCAAUUUUUUUAUCUAAGCAGCGAAAUAAAAUAUUUUAUAAGGUAAGAACCGUUUAAUGGAAAUAAAUCAUAUAAAUAUGUUUUUGAUGUUUAUUUUCUCUGUUCUUUUGAUUAAUGGAGUCAUACACUUGUGUACUCCAAUAUUUUGUUUAAUAUUUAAUUUAAUUUAAUUUAUAGGAUGUUUUAUUGGUGUAUAAAAUGAAAGAUUUCUUGUUCUGUAGGGGAACAUACAGGUACUCCUCAAUGAAUGCCAUACUCCUGUUGCAAAACAAAAUUGUCAGUGGGUAAAACUGCGUAAGUAGAAUCAACUAGGCCAAUUUUCCCCUCAUCCCUUGUCACUCCAACAAUAGUCUAUUCUCCCUCCUCCCCUUACAUUUCUCCUUCACUGCUCACGAAGUAUUCUACUCCCUUUUCUCCCUGCCACUCUUGAUUGGCCAGCAAGCAUUCUGUAUUAAAGCAAGUGUAAUUACUUGAUACCACUCUAAAUCAGUUGAGCACAUUAAAAUAAGAUCAGAUAUUUUCACCUCACAUAUGUCAAGGAGUACCUGUACAUGUAAAAGCAGUAGAAUGGUCACAUUUCGACUCACCAAAAUGUUUGAGUGAAUUGGUUUUAAUUUUAAGUGCUGGUACAGUUUGUGGUGAGUUUACCUGUCAAUGAUCAGAGAUGCUGAAAAGGAUAUACUGAAUUGAUUUGUAUUAAUGUAUGUAUACAGGAUUUAUUUGUAAGUUUAAUAUAAAACUGUAGAAAUAUUGUAGUCUGUCCUUGCUACAUUUUCAGCAUGAAGCAUUACAUUCUUACUAUUUUAAUGUACAUAUUAGUUAUUAAGAUCUGUAUAUUUUAGUCUAAGUCAUCCCCCUCGCAAAGAAAAAAGGAGGUUUGUUUAAGUUUCUAUUAAUGAAGAUAAUUUUAUUGUUUGAGUUGUAGAAUGAAGUCAUCUUUCAGCAUACUUUCAAGCAAGUGUUAUUUUACGGGUCCAGAAUAAAGUUUGUUUGUUUUUCUUUAGUAGGCUGUGCCAGUGUGAAAAGAUGCAGUGAAGGUGCAGUCUUUAUUAAAGUAAUAUGAAUAUAUGACCAUAUAUUGUUAAAUUUUUAUAUAAGACCAGCAAAUAUAUGCUGCACAAGCAAUUGAAGUCAACUGAAUUGGGUAACUUUUAGCGUCAGAAUAAAACAUGGUGCAGGAUGAGGUAAACACAUCAAAUUAAUGAGGCCUGAAAACCUUAUAGCAUACUGUGUAUUAUUAUUAUUAUUUUUUUAUUUUUUCUCUCCUUCUGUACAUAUUAAUUUUAUGUCAGUCCUGAACGUACAUUUUUCAGUGUUGCAAAGUAGUAGGGAGGGCAGUGUAGAAUUAACAGAUAUGACCAUAUGGUAAUUAUGAAUAACACACCUCUUGACUUAAAUUAUUUGCGUUCUCAAAGACGGUAACAUACAAGUAAAAAUACAUGAGUAAACAUAAAUUAAUUUACUAAACACCAGAAAGUAGUAUAUUUGGGUGGACCAGUUCUCCUGAAAUUAUUUCUUCAUAUUCUGCAGAUUACUCAUUUCUCAGUUCUAGCAUUUUAUUCUGUAAUUUUGUGGGAUUUAAAUCUGCAUAACACAUUCACUGUCGGGUACUAUAUUUAUAUGCCACACUGUACCUCUGGGCCAAACAGCCACAGUUAACAAAUUUAAACAAGAUUUUUUAUUGCUAAAGCAAAUAUGUCUAUCAAUGUGUAUUGAAAAGUUAUAGAUAUUUUAAAGGUAUUCUGACAGCUGAAUGAUAUGUAUCUCAGUAGAGAUUAUAUACAUCUAUGACAAUCGGUGUUAUUGCAUACUGUCAGUAGCACUUGAAGAAGCGUGUUCACUUGAGCAGCAACUGCUGUCUUUGACGGUGAAUGUGUUAAUUACUUUUGCCUUUUCAGAAUCUGUGGAUAAAUUGAAAUUUAUUGUUUGUAGGUGUACAUCAAAUUUUCGGCACUUAACUCCAUUUUCCAUUGUACACAUCAUAACUUACAUUCAUAAAAGACAUGGAGCAAUAAUCAAAAUUUUUGUGUAACAUAUGGUUGGGCAACAUCAGUGAAAUUCUAACAUCUUCAUUGGAUUUCUCUACAAGAUUAGUGAUGUAAUAAAUAUGCCGCAAUUUUUUCUCAAUCAAGGGACUGUCGCCCAGCCCAAGUAACACUGCCAUAGCAAAUGAUGAAUAAGAAAAUAGCAAAAAUAAUAAUGAAUUUUGUUGUGGUGAUGAUGAAAAUAAUAAUAGUAGUAAAAUAAUGGUAACAUUAAUAACAUUAAAUAAGCUCAUUAAUCAUUAAUGAUAAUAAACAAUACAAUAAUUCAGUUUUCAUUGGUUUGAUAAUUUAUAAUUCCAUGAGUCUAUGAGAAAUAACUUGUAUCGUUAUUCCAUUUUGAUAUUCUGUAUUUAAUUAUGCAAUAUCAGUGUGUCACAGAAGUCUUGCUUGAUGUAUUUAUUCAUAUGUGCAUAAUGCAGUCUGCCUGGAAGUUGAUGCACCAUGCCACAGUUUGCAUGUGUGAUCUUGGUUGUUUCAACAUUUUGCAGUUUCUGAUGUCUAUAGAAUUCAUGCCUCUUAACUGAUGCUACAAUGUUAGAAAACAAAUAUCCAAAUCUAGACCAUGUCUUUUGUCUUAGUAUGUCAUAAUUAGAUAAUUACAUGCUUGAUGUCUCAUGCAUUAUAUUUUGUAUUACCUCUUUACCUACCAUAGACUAUGAUAAUGCUAUGGAAAUAAAAUUUCAGUGGUAUCAUGAAGCCAAAGUCUAUGUGUUCUGUUGUAUAAAUUUCAUAGAUAACCUCUCUGUUUGAUGCUAGUUGUAUGAUAGAAAACCAAUUACUAUUUGUAUAGUGAAUGUGAAAUAUUUCAUUUUAUUAUCCACAAAGAAAUCAGAAAUGUAAUGAGGUAUUAAUAAUAAAAUAAAGGAAGAUUUUUUCCUUUG